AUGUUUGAUCAGUAUCCUGAUUAUAAUUCAAACUUUGAACCGGAUAUUUCCGUCUAUGGUGGACUGACCUAUGAGAUUGUGAAUGAGAAUUUGAACCCUAUCACCAAGAUCCCAACCUUGAACAAAUUCGUCUCUCCUAACGCUCUCAUUGUCGAUCGCUCCAAGUUUGCCUACUUCUUUACCAACGAGCCAGGUAUCACCGAGUUUGUGAACUACAACCUCACCUUCACCCAGUCCGGUUCAUCUGGUAUCUACCAAGUCGAUAACCAAGUGUUCUUCCCAUUGGACUAUAAGGGAUUCGAUGAGAAUUCAGACUAUCAACGAUGGACCGAUAGAAAUGGAGAAUAUCACAACUUCCAUUUCUGUAUGAAGAUGAACUCAUACUUCACAUUCGUCGGAAACGAGGUAUUCAACUUCAGAGGUGAUGAUGAUGUUUGGGUGUUCAUUGACAACAAGCUUGUUGUCGACCUUGGUGGUAUCCAUGCUGCCGAAUCUCAGAACAUCACUCUUAGGGAUCUUGACCUAACUCCUGGUAACACAUAUGCCUUUGACUUCUACUAUUGUGAGAGACAUACCUCCACCUCCACAAUAAGGAUUGACACCAACCUUGCUGUCAAGUGUCUUUACAUUGACUACUGCGGUGUCUGCAACGGUGAUGGAACUUCAUGUUGUAACGCUGCCUCCCAUUGUAACGACCGCGAUCCAUGCACCAUUGACAAGUGUCCAUCCGUUAAGACUCCAGGUAUUACCUCGUCCAACUGGAAGACAUUCUGCACCCAUACUCCAAUGACUUGCACUCAGAACAGCACUUGCUACAACUAUGGUUGUGUUGGUGGUACUUGCAAGAAGACCUCAGACAAGACCUGUCCAGCUCUCAACUGCAAGGUGUUGGACAAGUGUGACGUCUCGCUCGGAGGUUGCCAGUACAGGCCCAAAUGUGUUGCUCCAGACGCCUGCACAACCGUUGUCUGCAACCCAAAGACCCAGAACUGUGACACCACUCCAGUGAACUGCAAUGGUACCGACCCAAUCUGCACUGACUACUCAUGUGACAAUACCAAAGGAUGUAUCAGCAAGCCAAAGACCUGUAUCCCACAGGCUGGACCAGCACCAUGCACAAUCUACUCCUGUGAUGCAAGUGCAGGAUGCCAGACCAAGUUGCUCAACAGCACUGAGUGUGGAUGUUGUGAUCCAACCAAGACACCAAAGUGCAAGGUUGCCAACUGUGACACCAAAUCUGGCAAGUGUGCCUACACCGACGUUGACACCAACGACAACGAUCCAUGCACUGAUGACACUUGUGAUCCAGUGACUGGAGUGAUCAGCCACACACCAAAGUCUUGCAGUGGAUGCCAGACAUGCUCCAAGGCUGCAGGUGGCUGCACUGACACUGCCUCCCAAUGCAACAAUGGCAAUGUCUGCAACAUUGGAGUAUGCACUAAUGGCACAUGCUCGUACCUUCCAACCUCUUGUGAUGAUGGCAACCCUUGCACUGAUGACACUUGUGAUCCAUUGGAUGGAUGUGCUCACAACGCCACCGUGUGUCCAGACCUCGGUUUCUGCCAAGUUGGUAUCUGUUCAACUACAGGUGGAUGUGGUCUCGCCAACAGGACAUGCACUCAGCCAACAGACUUCUGUCAAGAUGUCCUCUGUGAUCCGCGUCUCGGAUGUAUCACCUUUGCCAAGACCUGUAUUCCAUCCAACCCUGAUUGCCAAUACGGUGUCUGCAACAACGAGACACAGAAGUGCGAGUUCCACGACUACUCACCAUUGCCAUUCGGCUGUAACAAGGCUGCUGUCAUCUCCACCGGUGUGAUUGCUGGUAUUGUUGUGGCCGCUGCCGUCGCCGCUGCCAUUGCUGUGUUCGGUGGAAAGAAGGGAUAUGACUAUUGGAAGAACUCUCGUGAGAACAAGGUCACCUCGCUCAACAGCAACCCACUCUACACUCAGAACCCAGCCUCUGGUAACAACCCAAUAGAUAAUAAGAAGGCCACAUUGGAACAGGCAUUCAAUCAUUUAACAGAGAGAUAUGAAAGUGAUGUUAUCAUCAACAAGUAUUUGGUCGCCACUGAUGGCGACUAUGCAGAUUGUCUGUCGCUGAAUCAACAGUCAAGGAAGCAUAGCUCAUUGAUGGAGUUGUUGCAGUCAAUGUUCAUGCCAUCGGGCUACCCGGACAGUGUCACCGAAGACUACUUUGCCUAUCAAUUCUGGGAUACGAUGCAGGCACUCUGCUCCUCGCUCACUGGUGUGCUGUCAACACGCGCAAUCCUACGCGGCUAUGGUGUUGGCAAUGCUACCGCUACCGUGUCAUCCGCUGCCCUACAAUGGGUCAUAAGAGAUGGCGCUGGCAUGAUUGGACGUAUUUGGUUCGCAUGGCAAAAGGGAACCGAGCUGGACUGCAAUGCCAAGACAUGGCGAUUCGCCGCAGACAUACUCAACGACGCUGGAAUGACCCUGGAGAUGCUGUCUCCGCUCUCGCCCACGCUCUUCCUGCCCCUAUCCUGUGCGGGCCUUGUAUGCAAGUCUCUAUGUGGCGUGGCCGGUGGUUGCACCAAGGCCAGUCUCACACAACACUUUGCCAAGCGCGACAACCUUGCAGACGUGUCGGCAAAGGACGGCUCACAAGAGACAGCCACAGCACUUAUCGGCAUGAUGCUUGGUGCACUUCUCUCCUCAUCGAUCCCUGAUGGCAACGACUCCUUUGCGACACUGAUCACAUGGGCAGCGUUCUUAUUGUUCACAAUGCUACACAUCCUUUGCAAUUACCGUGCUGUGUCCAACAUCAGACUAUCAUCAAUCAAUCGCUACCGUGCCCAUCUCAUCCACCGCGACUUUAUAAACAAGAAUGGCGCAAUCUCUUCGCCCAACCAGAUUGGUGCCAAGGAGAACGUAUUGUUGCGCACAAGGGAUGCCCCCAUUGAACUCGGAUGCUCACUGGCCAACGUCAUUGAACACAAGAAACGUUGGAGCAACGAGUUGAUCAAUCUUCCAAACUAUGGCAAUGAUCAUUACAGGAUAUGGGCCAACUUCAAUGAUAGUCACAGACAUGUAUUCAUCGCAUUGUCCGAGUUGGCCAAGCCAAAGGACAUCAUAGAGGCCUACUUCCUAGGCCUGGCAGCUGUCAAUAGUGCCAAUCUUGGCGAUCUGGAGUCGAAUCGACUGGCCACAAUCAUCAAGGAUCACCAGUUUAAGCAGCUGUUAAAGUCGGCAGGCUGGCGUCUGGACAGGAUGGUGUUGAAUCCCCGUGGAUGGCGAUACUCGUUGGAGCAACAACAACAAGACAAGAACAAGAAGAAAGAUUGA
Molecule: messenger RNA, 3303 nt
Organism: Acytostelium subglobosum LB1
Lineage: Eukaryota; Evosea; Eumycetozoa; Acytosteliales; Acytosteliaceae
Exons: 4
Coding region: 1-3303 (1100 amino acids)
Cellular component (GO): extracellular region
Source: RefSeq, a predicted model, not a curated record